UCACACUCCCCUCACACUCGGCUCACACUCCACCUCAGACACUCGGUGACAGACGCUCACACUCGGCUCGCGGCCUACACCGGAAGUGUCUGUGGAGACGCACUGGGUCGUUGACGUCACUUCCGAUGGCGGAGCUGAGUGUCGGGCAGCGCUGCCAAGAGAGGAGCUGCGGCCGCCUGGAUUUUCUACCAUUCAUUUGUGAUGGAUGCUCAGGAAUUUUCUGCCUUGAACACAGAAGUAAAGAUGCUCACGUUUGUUCUGGGAUAUGCAUAAAAAAAGAACCAAUAAAAUUGGAAGGACCCUCAUCAUACAGCUGCACCUAUAAGAAUUGUAAUGCAAAAGAACCCUUACCAGUUAUUUGCCCUUAUUGUGAAAAGCACUUUUGUCUAGGGCAUCGACACCAGUCAGACCAUGACUGUGAAAAGCUGGAGGUGCCAAAGCCACGCCUGGCUGUCACGAAGCAACCAGUAAAAGAAACUGUGGAAUCUAGGAAAGCAGUCCCAGUGAAGAAAGGAAGAGGAGGAGCAAAGAACAGUGAAACUGCUGCAAAAGUGGCACUAAUGAAGCUGAAGCUGCAUGCCGUUGGAGAAAAGUCCAUUCCACAGAAUGAACGAGUGUAUUUUCAAGUUUUUUUGCCAAGAGGAAGCAACGAGAAAAGCAGAGCAGUGUUCUUCUGUUCCAAAUGGAAUAUUGGAAAAGUGGUGGAUUCUGCUGCAGCACUAAUGAACGUUAGAAAUGACAACAAUAUUUCCACAGCUAAGAAACUAAGACUGUAUCACAGCGAAUCAGGAAGCCUAUUGCCCAUGGACAACACUUUGGAAUCGUAUCUAAAGAAUACUGACAGCGCCCUGUACAAUGGAGGAAAUAUUAUUCUUGAAUAUAUGGACAAUAAUAACACAGUAUUAGAAAACACCAACUCGUAUAUGGAAUGACAAUUGGUGUAUUGUAUAAUCUGUUCAGAAAUGUUUGUAUAAAUAGAAUCCCUUUUGUACUACCAA
Callorhinchus milii (elephant shark) is the source of this 998-nucleotide messenger RNA. It is a transcript of the gene zfand1, whose product is annotated as zinc finger, AN1-type domain 1. Gene Ontology annotation, molecular function: zinc ion binding. Gene Ontology annotation, cellular component: cytoplasmic stress granule; cytoplasm. The record is from RefSeq and is a predicted model, not a curated record. Bases 126 to 932 code for a protein of 268 amino acids. The transcript is spliced from 8 exons. Lineage: Eukaryota; Metazoa; Chordata; Chondrichthyes; Chimaeriformes; Callorhinchidae. Gene Ontology annotation, biological process: cytoplasmic stress granule disassembly.